This is a messenger RNA of Suillus discolor, 1666 nucleotides long. RefSeq lists its product as uncharacterized. The transcript has 20 exons. The record is from RefSeq and is a predicted model, not a curated record. Lineage: Eukaryota; Fungi; Basidiomycota; Agaricomycetes; Boletales; Suillaceae. The coding region runs from base 203 to 1228 and encodes 341 amino acids.
UCGAACUAGAAUCAGAGAAUUCUAUUACUCGCGAUGACGAGAUCAGUGAAAGCAUGCCUGACCAGCUUUCCGAUAUUAAUUUUAAUCAUCACGUACCUACAUAAAGGUGCAGUGGUGUCUAGCCUUUUUUUUGUGGUUGCUUUUCUUUUCUUCCACUUCCUGUCUUUACUCCCCCUGGACCUCUCAAGUUCCACCUCAAAACAUGUUGUCUGGCGAUGUAGCCACCGUCGCGACGGUAUACGGUGCAAUCCUUCUGGGCACUUGCAUUGGCUGCGGCCUCACUGGCAUUGUGUUCGUGCAAACCGUCUUGUAUUUCAAAUUUUACCCCUCGGAUUGCACACAAAAUAAAAUUUUGGUCUUGGUCGUCUGGGCACUGGACAUGAUGCACACAAUCCUCAUCAUCGUUUCCGUCUGGGAGUCUGUCAUCGUUAAUUUCAAUAAACCAGCAAUGAUGGAUGUUAUCCCAAGGUCCUUAGGUCUUUCUGUAGCUAUAACUGCCGCGGUCACCUUCCUCGUCCACUGUUUCUUCGCAAACAGAGUUCGUAAACUGACAAAGAAGUGGUAUUUCGCUGCACCCCUUGUCUUCUUGGCAUUUUUGCGUCUCCUCGCUGCAUGUAUUUCGACAACCGAAAUCUUGCGACUUCGCCACUACUCGCUAUUUAUCAAGCCAUUCCCAUCAUGGGUGUUCACUGUUGGUGUCACCCUAUCUGCAUCUGUGGAAUUCAUUAUCACCGUCGUCAUGGUCACAUUCCUCGGACGGAGUCGCACUGGUUUCGCAACCAUGAACCACAUCAUCAACUCAUUAAUCUUGUAUACACUCGAGACUGGAAGUUUUACUUGCGCUGUCACAAUUGCAUCCCUCAUUUGCUGGAUGGUUAUGCGACAUAACUUGAUCUUCCUCGGAAUGCACUUCGCUAUCUCGAAGCUGUAUGCCAAUUCCCUUCUCGCCACACUAAACACACGCAAGCGCUUGCGUUCAGACCAUACCUUCUCGAGUCAGCGCGAGGCUGAUGUGUACCCUGCCUCGAUGAACAUUCACAAAUCAUCGCAACGUAUCUUGGGUCCUUUCUCACCUAACAAGAGUGCACACUUGAACGUCAAUGUUGAGACCACCGUCGUGUCUGUCAUUGACGAGCCUUGCGAUGACUACGACAUGGUAGACAUCGAAUCCAAAGGCUGUGACACCGCAUGCGGAACAGAGAAGGACAGUAAGGAGUUUCUACAUUAAUCCCUGCUUUCUGUCUACAAUCCAUGAGCCGCAAUCCUCAGGCUCCUCACUCGGCAGGCCCAGCCACAAUGGGAAUAUGACUGAUAUUGUAUCGCGCGACAUAUUGAACUGCGCUGCUCUCAGUUUUGCCUUCCUGUAGUAUAGUAUAGCUAAUAGCUCCACCACGCUCCUUGCACAUUACACUCGCUCGUUCUGACUACUCCUUCGACGUGUAUCCUACGCGUACAUCUCGCACUUACUCGUACGGCGUAUACACACCCCUACUCUAUUGUAUAUUCGAACCCGCUGCUUACAUUUCAUUAUACUGGACUCUACCAGCACUUGUAUCUUUGGCUCCAAUUUUCAUUUCCUGCUUUCGAGGUCGUUUUUUCCUGGUAUUUGGUUCGGUUGAGAGUAUUCGUCGUAGUUGAUUGAAAAUUAUAUUUGCUUGGGAUACUA